UCGUUCAACUGCCAUUUUGUUUCACAGUUCAACACGGACGUCCUGGAAUAGCAGGUCAAGUUGACAAGCUAAGACGAUCAAUUUUAAUCUAUCAUAGCAGGCUAGGUUAGUUUGUAAAGUACAUGUUAAAUAUCGUAAGUAUACAACACAAAACUGAAGAUUGUUAGAAAUUGGUCUACAGAUUGGAGAGUUUUAAGUUUGACAGUGGAGUUGGUCUUGUUUACCUUCCAACUACUGUCGAUUAGCUGCACCGCAUUUUGCUGGCUAGCAGAAAGCUAGCUAGCUAGGUUUCUUAAAUGGCGGCGAAUAGUACCACAACCCAAUCUGCUCCGGCUGCGACUUGGUCGUAUGCAACAAGUUCAGAAGGUCAGAUCCACGAGAACCCGGAGUGGGAGAAGGCAAGACAGGCACUGGCCUCCAUUACCAAAACCCAGAGCGCGACCAAGGCUGCCCAGGCCAGCAGGGCCACGGCACAGGUUGGCCAGUUCCAACCCGCGGUAGCAGAUUCUACUGCCCACCAGCAGCAACAACAGCAGCAGUACUACAAUCAGUGGUACCAACAAAACCAGCCGCAGCAAUAUGCUGGAUACCCUUACCCAUACAACUAUUACUACCCCAUGACCACGUAUGGUGGGGGCUAUCCUCAGGGCCAGUAUGGGGGCCCGCCAGGAGCCUACUCAGGACCCACCACACCAAACGGACAGCCUCCAUCCAUGCCCUUGAUGGACGACCAGUCUUCAAACUACCCACCCCAGCCCCAAGCCCCUCCUCCCACUGCCCCACAACCUCCCCCCCGGAGCCCAACCAGCUCUGAGCAGCCCCCUCCCCCUCCUCCCCCCUCCUUACCCCCCUCUCCAAACUCCCAGUACCCCCCUCCCCCUUCACAGAACCCUUACAACGGCAACAGCCCCAUGCCCUAUCCGCCAAGCGACCAGAUGCGAGGCUACAAGCCCAACCCUGGUCAAGGCAGGCCAGGCUACGGGCAGAACUACCAGGCUCAGAGCUCCUACCAGGCCUCCCAGAGUAACGUGCAGCAGCAGGGCCAGUAUGGACCAGGCGUCGGGAGAGGAGAGGCCAAGAAUAAUAAUAAUCAGAACCAAAAACAAGGAGGACAGCAGCAGUGGCAUCGCAUGAAGCAAUCACCUGGAGCAGGAACCAUGAAGUUCAACAUUCCCAAGAGGCCUUAUGUCAUGACCAAUCCCAGCUUCCCUCUCAGUGAGCAGGCCACUGGAUUGCCUCCCACAUCGGCCUCACCUGGAGCCGCUGCCGCUGCACCCGGGGGUGCUCAGACACGGCCCCAGGACUGGCCCCAGGCCAUGAAGGAGUACGUGCAGCGCUGCUUCACAGCCUGCGAAACGGAGGACGACAAGGACCGCACGGAGAAGAUGCUGAAGGAGGUGCUGCAGGACCGGCUGCUGGACGGCUCGGCCUACACCAUCGACUGGACGCACGAGCCGCUGCCCGAACUGAAGGCCAAGCCGUCCCGGUGGGAGGCCCUGCCGGUCCAGAGGACCCUGGAGAGCGCAGUGAGCCGCGGGGGGGGCGUCGGGGCGGCCUCCCGGGGCCGUGGAGCAGGAGCCAGGCUGGGCCACUACAGAAACGUCUUCUCCCAGAGGAGCCCCUCCUCCCGCUCGUCCUCCCGCUCGUCCUCGCGCUCGCCCUCCCCCUCCCACAGCCGACACCGCGACCGCAGCGGCCAAAGGCACCGACGCAGUGACUCUGGCUCUCAGUCAGACAGCAGCAUGUCCUGUGACCUUCGACCCCAGCUGUCCCGUCGCCAGCAGAAAGCCGGGCGUGGCCGGGGUGGAGACCGAGACCGGGGGCGGGGCCGGGGUGGCGGAGAGAGGGGGCGAGGACGAGGUGGCCGAGGCAACAGGGGACGAAGGAACAUGGAGGAGUCCAACUCUGGCCCGGGCAAGAAGAGGAAAGGAGGUAACGCAGGCCUGGACUUCCACGACCCCAACCGUGAGGCUAAGAAGCAGAGCCGGGCGGCUCGCUUCCACAAGCAGCUGCGCUCCGAGCCCCUGGUCCUCUCCAUCAACUCCCUGGAGGUCCCCAACGGCACCCAGGAGGCCCUCAGCUGGGAGGACUGCCCCAUCGUGGGCACCUGCCAGGAGAUCACCAAGAACUACCUGAGGCUCACCUGUGCCCCAGACCCCUCCACAGUGCGCCCCGUGUCUGUUCUCAGGAAGUCCAUUCUGGUGGUGAAGGCCCACUGGAAGAACCACCAGGACUACCCCUACGCUUGUGAACAGAUGAAGUCCAUACGACAGGACCUGACGGUUCAAGGAGUUCGUACGGAGUUCACGGUGGAGGUAUACGAGUGUCACGCGCGCAUUGCCCUCGAGAAGGGUGACCAUGAGGAGUUCAACCAGUGCCAGACCCAGCUGAAGGCCUUGUACAAGGACAACCCGUCAGAUAACAUCGGAGAGUUCACCGCUUACAGACUGCUCUACUACAUCUUCACCAAGAACUCCGGAGACCUGACCACUGAGCUGGUGUACCUGACCCCGGCGCUGCGAGGGGACAGCUGUGUCUCCCACGCCCUGGCCCUCCGUGCCGCCUGGGCGCUGGGCAACUACCAUCGCUUCUUCCUGUUGUACCGGCGGGCGCCGCGCAUGGCCUCCUACCUAAUCGACAAGUUUGUCGAGAGGGAACGAAAGAUCGCACUUAAGGCCAUGCUUAAAACAUUUAGACCCGACCUGCCGGUGGAGUAUGUGCAGUCCAGUCUGGGCUUCCUAUGUUUAGACUCGUGCUUGGCCUUUCUGACAGGGUUGGGGGUCAGCACCUUCCCCUCUGACCCCAACAAGAUAGACUGCAAAGCCAGCUCCGCCUGCUUGGCAGCCUCCUGAGGGGGAGGGGAGGGCUGGGGAGGGGGGGAGGCAUGGGGGGAGGGGGGGGGGGUGAGCACAGUAAAGGGAACCCCUUAGUACUCCUGUCACCUCUGACCCCCCCAGGUAGUUAAGACAGAGACCAGCGGUUAGGUUAAGUCGUACAUCGGGAGCAACAGACACACUACAGCCACAAACGCAUCACAGUGACUGAUAUGGACUUUAUUAGAGGAGUGAGAGAGAUGAACACUGACCAGUAGCUUAGCCGCACACACACAGCUCAAGAUAUCGAAUCAAGCCGCUAAGACUCACUUUAAUGAAUGAACAGGAUAGAUUGAGAUGGUUAGCGACUCCCGUCUGUAGUGAAAACAGAUCAGGAAAGACAGCCCUUGGUCUCCCAGCCAGAACCAGCUGCCCUCGCUCGUUUGAAGCUAACAGUGUUCUGUUAUGUUUUUUCCUUCCCACAAGUCAACAGCUCCACAGUCUGAAGACUUCCGAGUCUUGCCAGUCAAGAGAGAAACAAGAAGACCGAUAGAUGAAGCUGCUGUGGUGUCAUCACUCAAGCCAAGCCAAGCCAGAGGGGCUACUGGCCAGGCCAGAGGGGCUACUAGCCAAGCCAGAGGGGCUACUAGCCAAGCCAGAGGGGCUACUAGCCAAGCCAGAGGGGCUACUAGCCAAGCCCCUCAGAGACUUUGCUUUGCCUUCUGCACAGAGGAAAAACCCCAGUGAUCCAGUGUCAGAUCCUAGAGAAGACGAGAUGGUGGUUUGUAUGUCCGGUCCAGUCCUGCUUCCCCCACUCCCCCCCCACUCCCUCCUUACCUAAAUUGUCUGAUUGGCUGUCAGGUGGGUUUCCCCUGCCUCGGCCUCCACCUGGAGAGUUACUGACUGAGAAAUCUGGAGGUUCUGAUUGGCUCCUGUACCGGUUAGCCCACUCCCAGUUGCCAUGACAGCCACAGUCUUGCAUUCCGACCCUCAAAAAUGAUCUUCCAUCGUCUGGUGGAGCCUGGCUUGCUACCGUCGGUUGCUCCAUCGCUGAUCCACAGUAGAUCACCCCAAGAUUGGCGUCUCACCCGCUGCUAGGAAUUGACUUUGUAAGUUUGAUGGCGCGUGGAGCUAUAGUCUUUACUGAGACGCCACCCCCACACACAACCCCCCCCCCACACAUUCUUUCAGCCUGGGCCCCCCUGUGGCCCCUCUCUAAGCUGUGGCUGCAGUACGGUCUGCCUCCAUCAUCUCCACUCCGACGCAGCGCUCCGCAUCCAGAACCCCCACCCCCCCACGCGUCCCCGUCCCCCCCAGGAAGAGGCUCCUGGGGCCCCCUCGGAGGCACAGCUCACCGGGGAGAUGGUCCCACUCUGCAGGACGGAAGCCUCCAGGAAAGAAUCCCACCCUCCAGAGAUGUGAAAUGGCAGACCCUCCACCUCCUCAACAGCAGGGUCACCGGAUCAGAAAGAUGUGGGCGUUCUGUCCGCCGCUGGAGCACGCUGUCCCUCCGGCAGUCAGGCUGGAGCGAAGGGUUUGUAUGCUGUGCCAGGCGCACUCUGGUCCUCCCAGGCUGAGUAUGUAUGGCUGGUAAGAGAAAGGGACUGGAAGGUGGAUGACGACAAGACCAACAGCAGAUAUCAGGCUCAAGUCUCCCUGGCAUCAUCACAUUACAGUAUGACUUAAAAAGUUAUGUAAGGUAAUAGGUGGGUUCAGUCCAGAAAGAGAUCAAUCUAACCUGUAGAAUUUGAGCUUUUAGUAUUUCAACCCUACGUUCAGUAAUUGGAACACAUUUCAUGGCUCCAUAUUUGGUCAGUCAUUCUGAUAGUCUUCGAUUUUAAUAUGUACCUGUGUAUAGGUUUGUAACAAAUAUUGAAAUGAAGCUAGAAUGAUGUCAUUUUUAACAUCCAUUGUGCGCCAUAACAUAAUUUUCAAAGGCAUUUUAAGUAAACUACUAAAUUCUUCUUUCCUGACCAUUUUGCAGAAAUUGAUUUUUCAAUAAAAAGGGAAGAGACGUAGAGUAGUGUGAUUUGGCGUGUUCUAAAUGUCUACCAUGAUUUUUGAAAAGGUCAGGUUGAUGAAUUGUAAUUUGAUGUAUCUAUCAAGAGCUUUCGGGUUGUGGAGUAGCUGUUCUGUACGACAUGAACCAGUGGAGCAUGAGCCUUGAUUAACAGAUCAGCAGCUGUACGUAGUCUUUGCUUCUCAGUUUCAGGAACACUCCUCUGACAGUAUUACCCCAAGAGCGGGUUUUAAAAAGGUGUCUGGCAAGUUGAAUGGAAUAGAAUGUUCAGUAUAGAAAGUGAUCCCAGUCUAUAGAAUGUGUAUAUAAUGUACAUAUUGGUGUGCUUUCAGUUGGUAAUGUAGUUCUGUUGGCAGUUCAGAUUUCUGUUUUUCUUUUUCUGUUCACACAUCAGGGUAAGUGAUUUUCUUAGAUACAAAGAGAGUAGGACCAGGUAGUUUCUUACAUAUGGGUAAUAUGCAAUUAAAACAUUUGAUUUGAAUUGUAAAUGAAUACUUAUAGUAAGUAUGCCUUAUUGGCAAACAUUUCUAGCUACCCCUUCAAGUUUCUAUUAUGAAAUGGAGAGUUGAUAAUUGUGCUUUCUAGUGUAAACCAAACAUAUUUUUUGUUAAUGUUGAAAAGCAUGCAAUUACUGUGGGCAUUGAGGUCUUUACAGUAAAUCAAUGUUUUCUUUUUGCAGGAUUGAAAUUUUUACAAUUGUUUCCAAAUCUUUUUCUUGACAAAUAUUACCUAAACAUUCACAGUUGUUUCUGUCCAUAUGUUUUUUUUUUAUAUAUAUAUAUUUACAACUUGAGUGUUAAAUUACGGUUUGGGUUGUCUUUUAUGCAUGAUUCUCGUCUUCAUUAAGCUAAAUCAUUAACAUUCAAGACGCACAGACCCAAUGGCAAGCAAAAGAUUUGGUUUAACGCCGCAUUCACACCAGCCAAGAACUGCCAGUGUAGAGUUGAAUAUUUGCCAUAUUCUACUGUGUUCCUCCUGAGCUUGAGUGCCUGUGGCUCUAUUAGCUUAACAAAAAAGUUGUACAUUUUCCUAGUUGACAAGCUUUUCAAAAUGAUUUUGCAAACAGUGGUGUUUUUUGGCUGGGAAAGGUCUGCAUUUUCAUGUGUUAAUCAAAGCAUUACCGCCAGUUUCAGCACCACCAGGAUUGUUUUUAAGUCAAUAAUCACAUGUAAACUGAAGAAUUUCAUCCAUCCUUCAUGACUUGCAGCUGUUUGUCAAAAAAAAACAUGCUCGAUGCCAGUUGCCUAUUCAACAUUCAGUUGAUUUCAAAAGUUCAACUUUCGAUGUCUCAACAUGUGUCCCUUUCUCCUUCUUUCAACUAUCCUCCCUCUCCCUCCCUCCCUCCCUCCCUCCCUCCCCCCCCCCCCUGUUCACCUCCAGCCACGCCUUGUGUUUCCUCCUGCAGUACUGCAUAUCAGGAGCUCACGGAGGGGAUGGCCCGGGAGCCGCAGCAGUCUCCUCCAGACGCCAGCUGGAGAGGGAGCUGUGAGAAAGGCAAGACAUGAUACUGCCUUCUCAAGCCAUGCUGCUCAAAUGAUCCCAAAUAAUUGCCUGGUGCCUGAUGUAAAUGGGAGUCUAAGUUGAUGCUGGGAAAUGAUACUUCGUUUUUUUUCUUGUUUGUUUUUUUUUGGGGGGGGGGGGGGGGUGAUUAAUUUAAAAUAUGGCAUGCGGUUUGUCUGUUCUCUUUUCAACCCAAGUUUAAAAAUCCAGAUAUAACUAGACCAUUCAUUUCUUUAUGUUGCUGUUUCUAAUGAGGCGUUCUGUAUGUUUAGAAACAUUUGAGACUCCACCCAUCAGGGCUAGUAUGUUCUUUAUCUUUGGCCACAGCAAACCUCACGGUUCAAAGUUCAUUUAUUUCAGUGUAACUUCUGCCCCGUCUGUGUCCUAUCUUCAUUUGGCAUCUUGGCUUCCAGUAAUUGUCAGCUGUCUUAUUGCCUGGGAACACAUACUGGAUCACACCACUCUGCUCCUGUUUCAACAGUGUGUGUUUGGAGUAUGGGUAACCAGGCAAUGAGGCGCUACAUAUUUAGCUAAUGUUUUAGGACAUAUAGCGUUUCAUCCUCAAUUACAACUCUUGACAAAGUUAAGAUUUGAUACUGUAAGUGUAAUGUUAAAUGGCUGGAAUAAGUGUAUUUAGAAUGGUAUGUAAGACUCCCCUUCUAACGUAUUGAUUGUCAAGGCCAUAUUUAGAAGACUGCUGGACUUUUUGUUUCGAUGUCUUGUCUACUCCCAGUUAAUCAUCAACCUCUUCCACAGUGAUUGAACUUCUGUUCUGAUGUCACAUUUAACACGGCUAACCUCCCAUGUUUCAAAAAUGUAAAAUUCCAUUACAUUUAUUUUUGCAUAGUUAGAUAUAUACCUAUUCCUGAUGACUAACGCUUCUCUUUAAAUGUGAAUCUCAUUCUGUUCAUUGUUUCCUCUUAUGACUGAUGUUUACUGCUCCCACAAGCCUACCUGUCAAGUCCCUGUCAAAUCCCAGUGUAUAUAUAGUAACUCCUGCUUUCAUCAUUGCUCUCUUCAACUGCACUGGAUCAACUCCCUAUUUUCCCCUCCCUCCAUCAACCCUAACACCUGACGCUUCAACUUUUUUUUAUUUUACGUUUGUCUUUUGGAUGUGUUCAUCUCCCACUUCUCAUUCCCUUCCGCUUGUUCCCUGCACGCUCACCCUCCCUCCUCUCCUGUCAGUGUGUGUCCUCUAUCCUCUCUCCCUCUUCGUUAGUCCUUAUGUUGACUUUGUUAGUGAUGUUUUGCAGAGUGCAGCUAGCCAUUCUCUAGUAAGUAUCGCUUCUGCACUGCUUUGGUGCUGUUUCAGCUGACUAACUGAAACUGCGGGGUGUUCACAACUCAGUCCCCGUUGCUUCUCCUCUCCCAUCAGCUUCAGCGUUCAAUGGAUUUUAAUUGAUAUAAAAUACUGCCAUUUUGUAAAUAAUGUGAUGUAAAUGUUUUUUCCUCUCUUUGAAGAACUUAAUAAAAUUCAAAUAUAAGGGUG
This is a messenger RNA of Hypomesus transpacificus, 7822 nucleotides long. RefSeq names its product leukocyte receptor cluster (LRC) member 8 (gene leng8). Gene Ontology annotation, cellular component: nucleus. The transcript is spliced from 15 exons. The coding region runs from base 297 to 2852 and encodes 851 amino acids. The record is from RefSeq and is a predicted model, not a curated record. Lineage: Eukaryota; Metazoa; Chordata; Actinopteri; Osmeriformes; Osmeridae.